UUAUUUUUCACUUUUCUAAGCACUACCAACCAAAUAUAUUGAUAUCCCCUAGGAACCGAAUAUAUUCACAAUUUACAAACAAUAAAGCAAGCUAAGCAACUGUUAAGAGGAGAUACUCACAGAGACUACAGAGUCGAUCACUCUCCCACUCUCGGUCUCAGUCUCUCAGAUCUGGACAGCCACAGCCAGGACUGCCGGACUGUUUAUUUGUCGCUAAUUGGUGUUUGUUGGGUCGGAGAAAGCCGGGGGUGGCACCGUGGCAGUGAAAAUGCCGAUGGUGCGGCUGAGCAAGUCAAGUUCAAUGGGAGUGCUGCACAGUCCACGACUAUUAGCCUAUUACAGUGCAAGAGCAGAGGUUUUGUAUUUGAUUUUGGAGGGAAUAAUAAUCCCCACACUUCAACGGAAUUGGAUAUCUCCAAGCUAGUGAUUAGUUUCGACGGUCGGCAAGUCUGAAAACGAAACGCUCUUGAGCCGCAGGAGUGCAGGACAGGUUGGAGUCGGGAAGAGGGGUUAGGGAUUUAGGGUCAUGUUAUUAGGCAAAGCCAUUUAUGAAAAGAAGUAAAUGGUGGCGGAUUCAGUUGGUGGCGGAUCCACUUCUCUUGGAAGGCAAAGUACGAGCGCAAAGUAGAAGAACAGGAAAAGGAAUAGAAUCAUUUUAGAAAUGGCAGCUGAAGCUCCAACAAUUCCUCUGCUUACUCCUUACAAACUGGGGAAGUACAACCUGUCUCAUAGAGUAGUUUUGGCACCAAUGACCAGAUUGGGAUCUUAUGGCAACGUUCCUCAACCUCAUGCUAUUUUAUAUUAUUCUCAGAGAACCUCUAAAGGCGGUUUUCUAAUUGCUGAAGUGACUGGAGUUUCUGACACUGCUCAGGAGUAUCCUAAUACACCUGGUAUAUGGACAAAAGAGCAAGUUGAAGCAUGGAAACCCAUCGUAGAUGCUGUUCAUGCCAAAGGUGGAAUCUUCUUUUGUCAGAUUUGGCAUGUGGGGAGGGUUUCAAAUCAAGAUUUUCAGCCAAAUAGGCAAGCUCCAAUUUCUUCUACAGACAAGCCUAUGACCCCAAUCGAUGGCUCACAGCCGACUCCUCCGCGGCGGCUAAGGACAGAUGAAAUUCCUCAAAUUGUUAAUGAUUUUCGAGUUGCCGCAAGGAAUGCUAUUGAAGCUGGUUUUGAUGGAGUUGAGAUCCAUGGGGCUAAUGGUUACCUAGUUGACCAGUUUAUGAAAGAUGGAGUGAAUGAUCGAACAGACCAAUAUGGUGGAUUUCUUGAAAAUCGUUGUCGGUUUGCUUUGGAAGUAGUCGAAUCUGUUGCUAAUGAGAUAGGAGCGGACAAAGUUGGAAUAAAGUUAUCUCCUUUUGCAGACUAUAUGGAAUUUGGAGAUUCUAAUCCAAAAGCAUUGGGACUUUACAUGGCGGAGUCUUUAAACAAAUAUGGGAUUCUUUAUUGCCAUAUGGUUGAGCCAAGAAUGAAGUCAGCUGAUGAAAUAGUUGAAUCCCCACAUAGUCUUCUGCCAAUGAGAAAGGCGUUUAGGGGUACUUUCCUUGUUGUUGGGGGUUAUAACAGGGAAGAUGGGAACAACGCUAUCGCUGAAAACCGUGCAGAUCUUGUUGUUUAUGGUCGUCCGUUUUUAGCCAAUCCAGAUUUGCCUAGGAGAUUUGAGCUCAAUGCUCCUCUCAACAAGCACAACGAAGAAACAUUUUACACAUUUGAUCCUGUUAUUGGUUAUACUGAUUAUCCAUUUCUUGAAGACAGUGCAUAGGUUUGCAAAGGAGCCUAGGGGAAUUUAAAUUGUCUAAAUUUACCCCUCUUUUAAAUCCAAUGUAUUUUUAGUGUGUAUUGUCUUGUAUUGUACAAGAGCAAGAAAAACUCUUAAUAACUUCACAGCGCAAGAGUUGCACAUUUGGUGGAGCUGAUAUGCCUGAGUAAUAAUUUGAAAUGCCAUUUGGCUAUUACA
Messenger RNA from Corylus avellana, 1951 nucleotides. The record is from RefSeq and is a predicted model, not a curated record. Lineage: Eukaryota; Viridiplantae; Streptophyta; Magnoliopsida; Fagales; Betulaceae.